ACAGAACAGGAAAUUUCACUACACAGAACCGAAUGAAAGAGAGUUUGACAUGGUUUCUGUGUGCCGAUACUGUUGAGUUCGCUAACUUAGCGGCGAUUUGUGGACCACCAUGAUCUAGGGACAAGCAGGAAAUUUGUUUGAGCAUAUGGGUACAUUUAGGACUUUGGCUGGGGACCUUUUGUUGAAAGAUUGGCAACGUUGUAUUGAACGCCUGUGGCUACUUUCGGUUUCCGUUAACUGCUGUUAUUCAAGGUUACACGUCGCGUUCUUCGAAAGUACGCACGCCGACACGCUGGCAGCCAUUGCUUAACAUCUUCAGUCUCACAGAGGCGAACGCACACACAACGAUACACGAAAGAAAGAAGACGACGACGAAAACGGACGAACGAGCCUCGAAGGGUUUCGAGUCUCUGUGGUCUCAACUAUGCGCGUUGUAAGCCUACAGCGGCUACGCUAACCUAGCGGUGUAGCAUGUUCCAGCAGCUUCUUUAUUUGUACGCAACACGGGAUUAACGCAUAUCGGGCGCAAUGGAGGUUCAGAAGAAACAAGAAGUCGAAACGUUUCUCCACUCUGUCCUCAGUUGCGAAAAGGGCGGAAUUCCGCUCUCAAAACUGCAAGAAGAAUACACAGUUCUGAUUGGCAGCCCUAUACCGUUCCAAAUGCUUGGCUUUGAAAAGCUGAUUGACUACAUAGAGAGCAUUCCUGACACAGCUGCUAUUCGGAAGUCAGCUGACAAUGGGACCAUCAUUGUGCAACCUGUGUGCAAACCCACCACUGCUCAUGUAUCCCAGCUUGUUGCUGGUCAGAAGAUAGCUGCCAAAACAAAGCCAGCCAGGCGUCCAAGCAGGCACCCUGCACCCAGAACUGGGCCCAGUGUGAGGUUCGCCAGCUAUCAGAGCAGGCUGGACAGCCAGAAGCCAUCCACCAUAGCUGCAACUCUGAGCCCCAUGCCGCUACCUCCUAGGAGGACUCAUCGUGGGACAGGCAGAGGGCUGCCACAGCUGAGACAGCCAUCUACGAAACCUGGCUUCAAGUACGAGGUCCCUCCCAGGUGGCAGCGGCCAAGCAAUGGGUUCUCCCCUGUCUUGGGGUCCAGCAGCCCACCAGGCAAUGGUGUCGGGGAGCCUGUGUCAAGGGCGCCGCUGCGCAUGCCUCGAACAGCCUCUGAUGGUUCGACACUGCAGCCUGCAGCCACGCCGAUGCCUCCACCACCUCCCAAGUUGCCCACACCGCCGGCCACGCCACCUGCCCCCAAGACUUGCCGUGAGCUGGUGGAGGAGUACGGUCAAAGCCGGGGCGUCACGGUGUCGUUUAGUGCACUGAGCAGCCGCAGCUCAAAGAAGGGCCCCCUGGUGUGGCUGGCAACGCUGAAAGUGGAUGUACAGUCCUUCUAUUCAUACCCGGAUGAGAAAGAGUCACGGGAAGAGGCUGAGGAGGAGGCUGCACGCAAGGCCGUCUACUUCCUUGGCCUGAAUGACGGUUUGCAGAGCCAGAUGCAAGAGACCAGUGUAUCGACACCUAAGCAAGUCGAAGAUUUUGUCGGUCGAAUUAAAGAGUUAGUGUCGCAGAAGAGCAACGGCCUUUGGAGCACUGUCGUGCCGCAGAUGUACCAGGAGCAGUACAAGGAGUCGGUACCAAAGAACUGGCUAGAGCUUGUCAAGGAUUCGAGAGUUGUGUGCACAACUGAUUGCAAGGAGAACCGCUGCAUUCUCUAUCCUCAGACAAACUCACCGACAACUUCCCAGACUGGGCACCGGCGGUCCAUGACUGAUGCAGGCCCAGUGCAUGGCCCUGUUCCUGACAAGCUGCCCCUUCCCGAGGGCAACCACUGGGAUGUUUUUAUCACAUAUGCUGCUAGCACAGCGGAUGUAUUCUUCCGCUUGCUGGACUUUACUGAUGUACCCAAUAUAACAUAUGAUCAAUAUGAGCAACUCACUGAAGAGAUGGACAAGUUUUACGCUGAACACUCGCUGCCUGUCUCAGAAGCUAAAAAAAAUUGGCUGUACGCCACAAAUGUAGAAGACAACUGGAUGCGAAUACAAGUGCUUGAAGUACAAGAUGGUAAGGCUGAGUGCUUUUUUCUAGACCAUGGUGACGUUGACUCUGUGCCGGUCCACAAGCUUCAGGAGCUGGAUCCAAAAUUUUUAAAUCUACCAUUCCAGAUUGUUCACUGCCAGCUGGAUGAUUUGGGUGAUUUUGCUGAUGACGAGCAGGCGAACAAACUGUUGAAUGAACUCUUCGUCGGCAAGUGCCUCAUUGCUGAAGUUUCUGCCAGGGAACCUGUAGUGACUGCAAUCUUCUACGACACGACGACUGAUGAGGAUGUGAAUCUCAAUGCCCUGUUGCUGAAGCGUCUUGAGACCCCCGUGUUACCAGGGCCUGAACAAAUCACACGAGUGCGGCUUGGUCACAUCGACUCGGAGGGGAAUCUCUAUGUGCAGCUGCAGGGGUCUGGACUGAGCCAUGUGACUCGUUUCAUGGAAGUCGUUGGCAGCCACAUUAGGCAAAAUAACCACCAACCUGCAUCGUCGCUUUGCGAGUCAAAGCUGUACGCCUGCAGGCUGAAAGACUCUGUCACUUUCUGUCGAGCCCUUCUCCUCUCUGCAGCACGCACAAAGGAUGACAAGGUGCUUGUGAGGCUUGUGGACAUUGGCAAGGAGACUCUGGUGUCUGCAUCAAACCUUUAUGAGCUUGAUAUCUUUGGGGAAAGCUUUGUGAGCUUCCCGCACCAGGCAAUCAUCUGUCGCCUAGCAGAUGUUGCACCCGGUCUUUGGACGUUGAAGGCAACAUCUCUUCUGAGGGAGAUGGUUCCUUCGGACCUUGAUCUGCUGCUCAAGGUUGUUAGGCCAGCAAAGGAUGGCUCUGAACCACUGGUGGCCAUGUUCAAACGCAUUGGGCCAAACAACGAACUCGUGUCUGUCAACACAUCGCUGGCAGUGGCUUUGGAGUCUUCAAAACAAGAAGAAAGAAAAGCCAAGCGAGUACCUGCCUUGACUCGGGUCUCCUCGCAAACCUUUUCCGAGAAAAAGGUAGAAGAGAAAAAGUUUGAUGAGAAGAAAGCCGAAAGCAAGAAAACUGAACAGAAAAAGCCUGAAGCUGCCACUAAUGGAGGUUCUGGCGACUUUUCACCACCAUCAAAAGUGAGUGCAUCGGCGUCGACCAUUGGGCCUUCAGGGGAUGGCCCAGGCAUCUCCAGCAUCACCUCGCCAUCGUCUGAGCUUGCGGCACUUAGCCUGAUGUCGUCGCCCGAGCUGGACGAGGAAGGCUUGCAAGGCAAGCCCCUUGCAGCACCUGAGCUCCCUGGGGUUGGGGAUUACCUGGACGUCAAUGUAACGGAGGCUGCCAACCCACUGAACUUCACAUGUCAGUCGUGGACUCACGGGGCACAGCUGGAUGCCCUGAUGUCUGAGAUGCAGAGUUUCUAUGCUGCCGAGGGCUCCAGUGCCUUCCCUGAAGGCCUUCCCGAGGCACUGCUGCGCAAGGGCCGCUACUAUGCAGGCCGCCACAUGGACAAGUGCUGGUAUCGUGUGCUGGUGCAACAGGUGCAGGGGCCACUGAUGGCAAGUGUGUACUUCGUGGACUACGGGGACUACGGCAUGAUGCAACCGUCAGAGCUGCAGCCCCUGUGGCAACGUUUCAGGCACCUGCCAGUGCAGGCCAUCCAGGCAUCCCUUGCUGGUGUAGAACCUGUGCAGAACGACUGGAAUCCGGUGGACUGCAUCAACUUCCGAAACAUUGUAAAGGACAGGCAGUUUGUGGCACGCAUUGUGGCCAAGAGGCCUGACACCAAGACGGGCGUCGAGGGUGCCCAGCACCUAGUGGUGCGUCUCGUUGACACCUCCAGCAGCGAUGAUGUUCACAUUGACCAGCUGCUCGCCGAGCGCAGUAUUGUGCGCCUUGUCUCAACCUGACAUGUACCAUACGGUACACGAUCAGCUUUAUAGCUACUGCUGCUGGAAGCUUCGAACCCUCUCCUCUAAUUGUCAUGCCUUACUUUUUUGCACAAUUUUCCUCUAUAUCAUCAUUGCCUUGCAACAAUUUUUUUUGUUCCCUUUCUUGAACUGAUGGAAAGGGACAAUGAGUAUGCGUACCUAUGUUUUCUGUUGUGUUUCUACUACUGGCUAACUUAUUAUUGCUUGCAAGUUGCAGGCAGGUGCGAGAUGACCUUCCACCAUUUCUGUGUGCCAGGGGGAAUCUGAAACAAUGUUUUACUUUGACUGUCCCCCUGCAGCCCUUUGGUUUCAUUAACUUAUGGUCAUCAUGGUCUGCACCUACAGAUUGUUAAAUAGAUGCCUCGAUCUACUCAUUUUCACCUCAUUUGCAAGAGUAACUUUAAUCGGUGGUAAGCCUCAGAUUCUCUGCCUAAACAUGCACAUGCGAGGCUAACAUUCCCGAGGAUUCUUCUUUGUGUGGCAUUGUAAGUAGAAGAAAUGUCAGUUGGUGCACUUUGCUUUAUUUAGACUUUUUGCCAAAUUUUGUGAAAGCUAGUUUCUACGUUAUGUUGCCUUACCGGACAGUUGCCUCUUGCUAGUUUGUGCUGAAUUUGUGUGUGUACUUGCAGCUGUAAGUCUGCCAUUUUCUCUAAAAGUUGUUUCACACCUUCAUGCACCAAUUGGGUUUACCUUUUUCAGUCGUCUGAAAAACCUUACAUCCUGGAAAAGAAAUUCCUGAUGUAGAUUGUGCAUGCUUGCUGACUAUGCACUACCUCCCCCCCCCCCCUCACGUGCCCCUCCUGAGUGCAGUGCACGUUGCGUGCACAUAUAUGUAAAGAUGUCAUGUUGAGCAUAAACACAAGCUUGUGUAGUGCCGUUGGCACAGAUAUAUGCAUUUCUGGGAUUCAGGGCCUUGUAAUGCUCAAGAUUUAUUUCUCUGCCUUCUAGUGACCUCUUAUAGGUAGUGUGCUAUGACAUGGCCAAAACCUACCAUUCUGUCAUCUGGAAGUGUUGAUCAUGACCUUGCUGUGCUUGUUUAGCAUUUUUAGUGGAAGCACUAUUUUCUAUUGCUGCCAUGGCAAUGGCAGAAAAACCUUUAUUUGCGAAUAAGCGGUAUUAAGUCUCAGAAAAGAGGGUGGGGGAAUGAUGCAACGGCUGCUAAAUUUUCAUUUCUAUGUGUGUACAUGUUCAUUGUGCCAGUAACCACACUUCUGUUCUUUUGCCUUUUUGGGUACUCUGUGGAUUGUAGGGACAAGCUCAACUUUUUUAUCUCCUUAUGCAAUAGCAAUGGUACUGUGAUCUAUUAAGGAACAAUCUUUGCUAUGAGACCACCAGAUGUGCAGUGCGAUUCAUCAGGUUUGAAACAUACAGGGGGUUAUAGAAACUGGAACAUACACUGGAUAACCUGUAAAGCAACAUGGUGUUCAGCGUGGGUUUAGGUAUGCUUAGCCCUGUUUCCCUCAUUAAUCUCGAGUUUUGCACAUAUGUUGCCUGUGGUAGAGCGUUGCAUGGGGCUAUGAGUGUUAACAUGCUUGUUUUUAUUUUCCCCCAUAUAUGUGCAAUAUACUGAAUUAUGGAUAGUUUGUAUUGAUUGUCAUGCUUGUGCAAUCAUCUAGCCACUCUCCUCUUAAGCUUUUCCUAAGGUACCACAUAGGCUUAUGUUUGCUCUUAUAUCCCUGCUUGGGUGUUGUGAUCUCUUAAGCAUUUUUUCAUUGCAGCAUGUAGGCUGCUAAUUUUGGUUUGUAUUGUUUGUGCUGUGCUCUGACAAAUUAUUUGAUGUAUAAUAUUUUAUUUAAAUCUUUGUGAGUUUGCUUUCGUUAUUUAGAAGCAAUUCUAUAGGUGACCUCUGUCUUUCUUCAUGCUAUUGUCUUUCAAGUUAUGUCACUUGAAAUGAGUGAUGGGACAAUAUAGGUAGUUGAGUACUGUGGGCAUAGCAUUCAUUAACUGUUAUUUUGCAGGUAUUUUCCUGUAACCUCGGUUACAUAUAUUUCACUAUAUGUUACUCUAUUGUGGCACCUUAAGUAUGUGUUUAACAUGAGUGGCACAUGGUGCACUUUCGAUUGCGAUUGAAUUUCUUAAUUGCAAUUGCCUCCUUUGCGCAAGCAGCCACUCACAGUUGACAAUUGCGAUCCAGAUUGGGCUCAGUUGUGAUAGAAAGUGGCCAUGUGACAUCAGUAUAAUAUAUGGUAAGCUCUGCAUUGUUGCAACAGCAUUGCAGAAUGCUUGUUACAGCUCUGUAUUUAACAGUAAAAUCCUAUUUAACAUUUAUAGUAUCGUACAAGUACAGCAGCGCUUUGCAACUUACGGAGGAAAUAUUAAAGUGAGCACUGUAGUUGCUCCUGGGUACUAGUUCUAGAAACUAAAGCAAAGGUCCAUGGAUGCAUCAUUACUCUAUGGAUGCAUGAUGUGAUUUUCUUUAUUUAAUUAGUGUAACAAGUGUGUUCCUAAGUCACUUAUGAAAAAGCUCUGUGUUGUCAGAGACAAAUAUUAACUCAACCCUUUUGCUACUCGAGGGCACCUGGCAUCAACAUUUAGCUGUAUCAUUGAUGAUUAGGUAUCCAACGCUGCAGUGCGUUAACAUUUGGCCUUUUUUCUUUUUCUCAGUGCUGAGAAGUUACUGCUGCUCUCAUACUCAGUGCCGUAAGCAAGUAGAUGUUGGUGCCAAGUAUUCCUUUUUCAAAUUAGUUCCUAGAUGCUCCUUUGCACCCAUGUAUAAGUUCUACAUGUUGACAUAUGUGUAUAGGUGCAGGAGAAUGCCAAACAACAGGAGAAGGAAUGUUACUGAGAUCUGUACGUCCACAUUGCUUAUGCAUUUUUCUACAAUAAACCUGCAUUCCAAAUUGUGA
Molecule: messenger RNA, 6779 nt
Organism: Dermacentor albipictus
Lineage: Eukaryota; Metazoa; Arthropoda; Arachnida; Ixodida; Ixodidae
Product: tudor domain-containing protein 7B-like
Source: RefSeq, a predicted model, not a curated record